UGUGGCUUUAAUUCUUCCACUCUACCUCCACAGUCUCUCAUUCUGGGGAAGAAAAGAAUCUUAAGAUACAUCUUUAAUUUCAGACCCAGCUCUGAGCAGUUCAUCACGAAUUCUUCUUUCCAGUCUUCCCAUCCACUGAAGAAGUUAGAAGUGUGGGAAAUACCAAGCUUCCUUGAGUGAAGACAUUGUUUGGACUUUCCCUAAAAGAAAAUCCAACACUAUACAGAAGUUCCAACAUUUUCUACUUAUUUGAAGGAAGAAAGGCUGCUCAAUAUUUCCUGCCUCCUUGUUUCUUUCAUUUUAAGGGAUUGGAUUUUGCGUCAUUAGAACCAUGAGCAACUACAAUGUGUCCUUGGUUGGCCCAGCUCCCUGGGGUUUCCGGCUGCAAGGUGGCAAGGAUUUCAACAUGCCUUUGACAAUCUCAAGUCUAAAAGAUGGUGGAAAAGCAUCCCAGGCAAACGUAAGAAUAGGUGACGUGGUUCUCAGCAUUGAUGGAAUAAGUGCCCAUGGCAUGACUCAUCUGGAAGCCCAGAACAAGAUUAAGGGUUGUACAGACUCUUUGAAUAUGACUCUGCAAAGAGCAUCUGCUACACCCAAGCUUGAACCAGUUCCUGUUCAAAAGGGAGAACCUAAAGAAGUAGUUAAACCUGUGCCCAUUCCAUCUCCUGCUGUGUCCAAAGUCACUUCCACAACCAACAUGGCCUACAAUAAGGCCCCGCGGCCCUUUGGUUCUGUGUCUUCACCAAAAGUCACAUCCAUCCCAUCACCAUCGUCUGCCUUCACCCCAGCCCACGCAACCACUUCAUCACAUGCUUCCCCUCCACCCGUGGCCGCUGUCACUUCUCCCCCAUUCGCUGCAUCUGGACCGCAUGCUAAUACCAAUCUUAGUGCUGACCAGCGGUCAUCUGCGCUGAACGCUGGUAAACCUGCAGUUAAUGUCCCACGGCAGCCCACAGUCACCAGCGUGUGUGCCGAGACUGCCCAGGAGCUAGCGGAGGGACAGAGAAGAGGAUCCCAGGGUGACAGUAAACAGCAAAAUGGUAACCCUGGCACCGUGAAAAUCCCACCCAAACGCCCACCAAGAAAACACAUUAUGGAUCGUAAUACCGAGUUUUAUCACAUACCUACUCACAGCGAUGCCAGCAAGAAGAGGCUGAUUGAGGAUACUGAAGACUGGCGUCCGAGGACUGGAACAACUCAGUCUCGUUCUUUCCGCAUCCUUGCUCAGAUCACUGGGACUGAACAUCUGAAAGAGUCGGAAGCUGAAAAUACAAAGAAGGCAAACAAUGCCCAGGAGCCUUCUCAGCAGCCUGCCCCAUCAGCAGGUGCAGCUUGGAGCUCCCCCGAGAGGCCGGGAAGCCCAGGCUCGGCCAGACCAGGGGUGGCUGGGCUCACCACUGCUGCCGCCUUCAAGCCUCUGGCGUCCAGUGGGAUCAAGUCACCAAACUGGCAACGGCCCAGCCAAGCAGCACCUUCCACUGGAAGAGUCGUAAGCAGUGGGCCAUCCACAGGAGCUGUGGCACCAGCUAACUCAGCCAGAGGGCAGCCUCAGCCCAGUGACGAGGACACUUUGGUGCAAAGGGCCGAGCAUAUUCCCGCAGGGAAACGAACUCCGAUGUGCGCCCACUGCAACCAGGUUAUCAGGGGACCAUUCCUAGUGGCAUUGGGGAAAUCUUGGCACCCAGAAGAAUUUAACUGUGCUCACUGCAAAAAUACGAUGGCCUACAUUGGAUUUGUAGAGGAACAGGGAGCCCUGUAUUGUGAGCUCUGCUAUGAGAAAUUCUUUGCUCCUGAAUGUGGUCGAUGCCAAAGGAAGAUCCUUGGAGAAGUCAUCAAUGCUUUGAAACAAACUUGGCAUGUUUCCUGUUUUGUGUGUGUGGCCUGUGGAAAGCCUAUUGGUAAUAAUGUUUUUCACUUGGAGGAUGGUGAGCCCUACUGUGAGACUGAUUAUUAUGCCCUCUUUGGUACUAUAUGCCGUGGAUGUGAAUUUCCCAUAGAAGCUGGUGACAUGUUCCUGGAAGCUCUGGGGUAUACCUGGCACGACACUUGUUUUGUAUGCUCAGUAUGUUGUGAAAGUUUGGAAGGUCAGACCUUUUUCUCUAAGAAGGACAAGCCACUUUGCAAGAAACAUGCUCAUUCUGUGAAUUUUUAAAAGUCAACUGUCCAGGGGAAGAGAAGAAAUUUGAAGAGAAAGAGGAAAUUUUAAAUUACCAAUUAAUUUUUGGAUUUAAUAUUUAUAUGAAGUUUUGAAAAAUAAUAGUGGCCCUCAGGGGGUAAAUUCCAAGCUUUGAAAACCAAGUCUAUGAGGAAAUAUUUGGCUUCAUAAAGUAAAGAAACAGUUUGGUGUUUAUUAUUACUUUUUUCCCUGUAUUUUCUGCCCAUAAAGUAACUUUUAUAAAAAUCAAUUUCCUGGUUGACUAUUAAAUUCAUCUUAGAAUAAAUUAGUGAAGAAUUAAAUUUCAGAAUAAAAACCUUCAAUUUCUAUGCUGAAAUAACUUAACUUUACAUGUAAGGUAGUUUGGAGUAAAUCUAUAAAAAGACAAUGGAAUGCCUUACACUUAAAUGAAACAUUGUGUUUUUCUUAAAAAAAAAAUAGCAUUUAUCUUUAAAACAGUAAAUAGGAAUUUAAACAGAGAAUUUUAUCAGUAGUAGGUGUCAGGUUUUUUUAAACUGUAUUUUUUUUUUUUUUGUCUUUACAGUUGAUCAUUCCAAUAGGAAAGGCCAAUGAGAUUUUGAUCAAAACAUGUCUUGUCAGUAGGAGAUGUUAUAUUUUUGUCUGAUUUCCCUCAACCCCAAAAAGCUACCACAUAGCUUAUAAAUUUCAGUUUUUUGCCUAUUAUUAGAAUAUGACCAUUUUCUAUUAAUUGUGUAUGUUUCACCACCUAUGUCAGUCAAACUAUUUUUUUUCCCUUCCCUUAAGCUGAGGUAAACAGCUUGUUGAAUAACUUUGGACUCUGAAAGUUGUCUCUCUCUUUAAAGAGAAUAAAUAGAAAAGAAUGUGGUUGGGAGUGAUGGUAAAUCAAAAGAUUGGAUCAGAAAUUUUUAAAAAUUCCCCCUUUUUAGACAGUGAGUCAAUUUGAUCAGUUCGUGUUAUACUAUUGACUGAUGAAGGUUUGAAAGUUCUCUUUGCAGAAUAAUUUUUUUUUGUUCAGUUCUACAUUAGAAAAAUAAAAUAUUGGUUUGGGGAUAUGAUAGAAAUUUAGAUUUUUUUUUUCUUUUAGUAGUUCUUUUUCAAUAAUAAAUGAACCACUUCUAAAAGUAAUCAUGAAGUUUGGAAAGCUUUUGUUCACAGAGGUUUGAUAGUAUAGAGAGGAACAUGAUUAAUUACUCAGACCAGCUUGUUCUUUGUUUUGUUCAUUUUAGGGAAAAAAAUUAUGUAGCUACCACGUGAAGACAGAAAUAAUUGUGGUAAGAGUGUGAAUCCUGUUGAUAUUUGCCCAGUGAGAAGAGAUUAUGGCAUUUGAUAGUUUUUUUGUUUGUUUCCAGAAUGGACAAAAGCCCAUGAUCACACUAAGUUAUCACUUGGAUUUGUUUGGGGAAGGGUGCUUUUAUAGUUGAGACUGAGCCCCACCCCCUGCCCGCCUCAUCCAUCACUUGAGACUUCACUUUCAUUGUGUGCAUGUUUGUUAGAGAGCAGGGUAUUAGGCUACAGUAUUUGUUUAACCUCCCUAAUAACUGUUCAAGGUAUCUGUCCUGAAAGCUGCUAAUUCAUGGUCUAGCAGACUUACAUUAUAUGCAGAUAGUAAUUAAGUGGGAAUAAAAAGAAUAAACUGGGAUAAAAUAAAAAGAAUAAACUGGGAAUAAAAAGAAUGAGAAAUGUGGCGCAAAGCAGCAAACUGAAUCCUUCACCAGUGGCAACCCAGAACUGUCCCCUUGCCCUGCAUCUUGUAGGGACGCAGGGAGUUUUUUCUGUUGUGUUUUAAAAGCUGGAACUGAAUCGUGCCAUAUUUCCCAUUGCUGCUGAAACCACCCAUGGAAGACACGCUGCAUUGUCACGAAUCUUAGUGUCAGUCCUUUGCUUUACAUGACAUAAAAUACGUUGGUGGUUUUGUUUUAGUGUGAUAGAGAUAUUUUUGUUGUUUUUCAGUUUUGCUUUUACAUGGUAAAGAGUCUGCCUGCCGUGCGGGAGACUCGCAUCCCUAGACUCGGAUCCCUAGGUCCGGAAGAUCGCCUGGAGAAGGAAAUGGCAACCCACUCCUGUAUUCUUCCCUGGAAAACUCCAUGGACAUAGGGGCCUGGCAGGCUACAGCCCAUGGGGUCACUAAGAGUCAGACACGACUGAGUGAGUUCACUUUACAGAUUAUAUGCCAAGAGAGUAUUUGAUAAGUCAGUGGCAUUGGAAUGGCAUUUGGGUAUUUUGUUCAAAGAAUUUUAUUUGAUCUGGAUUUCUUAUAAAGUUAUAUUAAGGAUUUUGCUUUUAUUACACUUUUCUUUCUGCAUGUUAUUCAUGGAGCAUAAUGUUGCAUUUCUCUAAAUUUUAUCCCUAAAAGGAUAAUGUCACUUCCUAACGUCAUUUGUCUUUGGCCUUUGGCUUUGUCUUUUGUCCUUUGCUUCUAUGGCAAAGCCUUCUUUUGUCUAUUCUUAAAACAGUUAAUCCUGUGAGAUAAAUACUGACUAUAACCCAGAAGAAUCUCUGUAUUUUAUAGUGGGGAAUGCCAUAUUUAAUACACUAGCAUUAAUCUUUUAAUAACUGGCAGAGCACUUUAUUCUUCUAGUGAGCUCCCAGAAUAUUUAUUUUUCUGAUUAUAAAUAUUCCAUGUCAGUAGCAUUUUUGAAUUGUUACCUCCUUAUUGUAGAGCAUUACUUUUAGUCUCUCUCGAUGUAUAUUUUGGAAUGUUGUGCUUAGAAUAAUACAGAUUAAAAUCACAGUAUGUGAUUCUAAAACAUCCCCUACUUGGUUUCCCAGUUUCUAAAUGCACAGCAUGUCUAUAAGGACAAAAUGUUGCUCACUGAAGUAGCUGUCUAAAAAUAAUGCCCCCUACAUGUGCUUGUAGCAUUCGUAUUUCCUAUUGAUUCAAGUUACAGUUAGCAACUAAAAUUAAAACCUGAUCAUUGGUCAUUGUGCAAAAGACAAGUAGAAAUUAGAGUUUAAAUCUUCAAAACAGCGUUAUGUUUAAAAAUGAUUAUAACAAAAGCGGUAUUCAUGGUACCAUUUUCAAGGACUACUACUAUAGAAAAUACUCUUCCCUGUUCAAGUGUGAAUCUAGAGUUAUGUUAACAUUUUGGUAAUAUUUGGGGUUUAGUUAUUGCUAUUGAAAGGAGAGGCUUUUCAGACUUAAGGGAAGGGAAAACACACUGAAUCAUUUCACACAAUUUGAUAUGUCUUCAGUUUGUCCUCCUUCAACCCCCAGAUGUUUUAAGGUUAUGGGUUUGGAUUCUCAAUAUAUCAUUUACUGGAUGUAUUAGUCUCUAUCUUCUGUUUCUCUGUGUUUUUCAGUUUGUAUAUGUCUGUGCUAUUUUGCCUUUGGAUACAUUUUCUAGUUAAAAACCACAUGAGAAAUAUAAUCAGUAUAUAAACCUUAAUGUGCACAUAAUAAAUAAAUGGCUGCAGUGAUACAAA
Messenger RNA from Capra hircus (goat), 5560 nucleotides. RefSeq names its product PDZ and LIM domain 5 (gene PDLIM5). Gene Ontology annotation, biological process: actin cytoskeleton organization; muscle structure development; heart development. The record is from RefSeq and is a predicted model, not a curated record. Gene Ontology annotation, cellular component: Z disc; filamentous actin; adherens junction. NCBI's taxonomy places the organism in Eukaryota, Metazoa, Chordata, Mammalia, Artiodactyla, Bovidae. Gene Ontology annotation, molecular function: actin binding; muscle alpha-actinin binding. The transcript has 15 exons. Bases 332 to 2152 code for a protein of 606 amino acids.